UAUUGAAAGUGGUGGAUAUUAAAUUAUUACACAUCUUAUCGACAUCUUCCCCAACCACCCACCCACUCCCUCCUCAUCCGCCACCCAUGCCCAUCGUUCUCAUUCUCCCGCGGCACGCUAGGCAUCUCUGACCGGCGACGCAGAUCUCCGGCCGGCCCGAGCAGUAAGGCUCGUUCUUUUUUGGCGGGCACGAGCUGAGGGGAGCUGGCCGUGCGCGGUGGUCACAGAAGAGACUGCAGAAGAGACUAGGGAGAGGAUGUACUCUCCUGGAGGUGAAGACGACGGUUUGUAUGGGGAACAUGGGUGUGAACAAGAUGAACCUGUAUCGGUUACGUCGAGGCUAUCAGUCAAGCAGGUUGUGACAGUGGUGCAAUCGUUCGGUGAGUACAAGAGGUGGCUGGUGUCGGAAAUAGGAUUUGGGGGUAUGCUAAAGCUGCCACUGAUAGCAAAAAUUGAUCUGAAAUUGAGCUUGUGGGUAAUGAGGAAAGUGGAGGUUGUGUCUCGUAUGAUUGUAAUUGAUAAGGAUCGGAAACUUCUAUUCACUCCAGAGGAUUUCCACAAGGUAUUUGGGGUGCUGUGCGGUAAUAGGGAUGUGCGUGGGAGGGAUGGAGACAUCAGCAUACGUUCUGUUGAGUUCAUCAAGGAUAUCAUUGGGAUGAACAGAUCUGCUGCUCACAGUCUGAAGGCUACUGAAAUAUUUCUAUACAGGGACAUAAAUGAGAGCUCAACCAAAAUGGAGAAGGACUGUUUCCAGAUUGCGUUUAUUAUUUUUGUGUUGGGAUAUGUGAUUGCUCCGUCCACGAAGCAUGACUAUAUGACGAUUGAUUUUUGGGGUGCGGUUGCAAAUCCGGAACUAAUAGGCCAAUUUAAUUGGUGCCAGUAUGCGAUGGACAAGCUCAUGGGUGCAGUCAUCAAGCUCAAGCAUGAUGAUGAGGAAAGGGCAGCGACUAUUAAUUUAUUCGGAUGCCAUUUUUUCUUCCAAAUAUUCCUUCUGGAUAAUAUCGAUCUGGGUUUGUUCAAUAUGAAACAUGACGUGCUCCCCAGGGUGCAGUGCUUUGAUGCAAAAAGACUUCGGGAAAUGAUCAUUAUGGCGUACUGUCCAAAAAAUGGAGCUGUAUCAUAUGUUCCUGCUACGCUGAGGCCGGCUGAUGAUGUAUGUUAUAAGAGUGUGUUACAUAUGAGUGAUGCGGUCGGUGGCACAGACAUUGAUGUUCAGAAAGAUAAUCCAUCAUGUUCGAGGCCAGUGUUUAAUAUUGGUGGUGUGAAUCCACCAUUGAGUGCCAUUUCGAGUCGUGCAAGCAUUAGUAAAACGAGCGUAGAGGGCAGCAAAUCGGCACAUGUUGUGAUGCCUGAUCCGCGCUCAGUUGGCCCCAUUGAGUUCUCUAGCCACGUUCGGCAGAGUUGUCAAGACGACCCGAUAUGCAUAUUGUAUUCUUUUUCAACAUACUUUUAUGUUCAAAAGUUUUUUUUUGUUUGUGCAUCCUUUUUACAUCCUUUUUUUGUGUUCAGUCUCUGCGGGAGUUGAGCUUAUUGCUGAAUGAGCAGAAUGCGAGAUGCAGAUUGAAUGCAUCAGAGCUGCGGAAUAAGAUGCAGGC
Molecule: messenger RNA, 1595 nt
Organism: Triticum urartu
Lineage: Eukaryota; Viridiplantae; Streptophyta; Magnoliopsida; Poales; Poaceae
Source: RefSeq, a predicted model, not a curated record